This is a messenger RNA of Scatophagus argus, 2712 nucleotides long. It is a transcript of the gene fastkd5, whose product is annotated as FAST kinase domain-containing protein 5, mitochondrial. The coding region runs from base 137 to 2569 and encodes 810 amino acids. Gene Ontology annotation, cellular component: ribonucleoprotein granule; mitochondrial matrix. Gene Ontology annotation, molecular function: RNA binding. The transcript has 2 exons. Lineage: Eukaryota; Metazoa; Chordata; Actinopteri; Scatophagidae. The record is from RefSeq and is a predicted model, not a curated record. Gene Ontology annotation, biological process: mitochondrial RNA processing; regulation of mitochondrial mRNA stability.
AUUUUGAAAGUUAAAAUGGUUGACUUCCGGUGUAGCUGUAGCGCUUCCUUUCUCCCACAGUUCACGAGGUUCUAACACACUUUACAGUCAACAACUGGUUAGCUUAAAUGCAGGAAAAUUAAAGUCUGACAGAUUGAUGGCUGCCUGUGUGUUGUAUCGACGGGUGGCCAGGCUACGUUACCUGCCAGGCUUGAGAACGAAUUCUAACCAGACUCAAGAUGUUCGUGUCAAACAAGUGGAUGAGACUGAUGAUUAUGAGGGCAAGAAAGGAGUACUGCAACCCCAGGGAACCUCUCUCCAAGGAGGAUACAGGCUGUAUUACAACCCUAACUCAUAUUGUUCCAUGUCUAACUCUGCAACCUCCCAGAGCCGAGCAGAUAAUGAUGAGGACGAGUGUGUCUCCACUCUUACACCUUCCUUGUGGCAACAGAGCAAUCGCUACAGUGUGAGUUGCUCGCGGCAUAUCUCCAGCUCAAAGAACUCACUUCUAGACUUGGAUUUCAACAAAGAUUCUGAACCUGAGAUACUGUCAGAGUCACUGGACCACGGAAAACCCAUACCGCCAGAUAUUAAACCAGAUACACGUGCAUACCUCAAAUGCCGGCCAGGGUACGCGUCCACGACCCUUGACCUUACCCAGGGUCCUCACCCAAUCAAAUGGGAAGAGGCGAUGUCGCUGCUGAACAAAGUGACUGUCUUAAAGGGCAGAAUGAAACCAAGUGAUGUGUCUCAAUUUCUUGUGGAGCUCAGCCGUUUGCACCCAGACAGGAUAUCGUUAGUGAAAAGUGACCAACGCUUCAUCAUGCUUCUUCGAUAUUGUGUGGAACACCUCUGCUUCUUUACGCCCCAUCAGCUGCUGGAGGUCCUGCAGUCAUUUGUGUGGCUGGACAUGCCCUCAACUCACACUGUACUUGCCGUAUAUGAGGCCGAGCUGAUCAGCCGGGUUAACCAGAUGAGUCUGCAUCAGUUGAUGUUAGCUGCUGACUUGUGGCGCUGCAUUGGGAGGCAGGUUCCCCAGUUCUUACAGCACCUCUAUGAUUCAGUCCGUAUGAACCUUGGACAGAUGGGGAUCCCUGAGCUGGUACAAUUGUUGUAUAUAAUGGGUGAAGGUAGGCACUGUCCAGAAGCCUUGAUUCGUCCCAUAGAGCAGCUUCUCAUGCAACAUUUACACCAACUGUACCCUGAGGAGGUUGGUACUGUAUGCUUGGGGCUCUUUAAAUCCCAGACUUCAAUAUCUGAUGAUGUGGUGACGCGUAUUAUUGACAAAGCACACUCCUUUGUGGAGGAGAUGAGUGACUUUGCCUUGGUGAAUGUGCUGAAAUUCAUGCGAUUCAGCUACCAGUAUCACAGGCUGUGGCUGGAGUCUUUGGAAAAGGAAGUUCCUCGACGGGCCCACCGGAUGGGUGUCCAGGGACUAAUGCAUGUAGCGCUAGCCUGUUCAGCACUGCAUUUCUGCAGUGAUAAAAUCUUAACGGCAGUUGCUGAAAGAGUUCCCCCGCUGGUGCAGCACUGCAGGAGUAAGGACUCAGGGAAACUUCUGUGGGCCUUUGGCACUUUAGGGUUUCUGCCAGUUCAGAGCCCAAGCUUCUAUCCGAGCCUGACAAAGUCCCUGAGACAGAGGAAAGUUGAAUUCCAGCGAUACCCACAGCAUCUCCUUACUGGUCUUCUAGGCCUGGCCUUCGUCUCUCAGUUCCCAGAGGACCUAAUUGCAUUAGCUUUGAGUCCUGAAUUUAUAAACUUUGCACUGAAAUCCAAACAACUGGAGUUGAAAAAAGACUUGUUCACUUUAGAUGGAACAGUGGCUAUUGAGCUGCCUCAGUGGACUGGCCCACGGCUAAGCUGUGAGCUGAGAGAAGAGGUGACAGAAAUGUUGUGGAAGUUUGUUCAUUCAGAUGUGUGCCAGAAACCAGAGGUUCAGGAGGCAGAAGCUGCUCUGCAAGAUCUGCUUGGAGGAGAGAAGUUUGUAUGUAAGAGGAUGAUUCUGCCCCACACUCGCUCCAUCGACCUGGAAGUGCAUCUUAAGUCUACAGGACAGCCUAUACCUGUGAACCCGCCAUCUGACACAGCUACGGUGUCUGCAGAGAACAGAUCCUCCAAAUUUUCUUCUCGUCAGGGUUGGGGGAGAAUGAAUCUAGGAGUAACUAUAACUGAUGAUCUUAUAGCACAGCUAACGAAUACCAAAAAUCCCACAAAGUCUUUGACCCCAUCUCCUACAUGUAAACGUGCUUCUCUUCACAGUACAUGGCCUGAUGAAAGUUGUAGCAUGUUUGACACAGGGUUAGUCCUGACCAGUGACAGGAGAGAAGCUCUCACCAGAAUCAUUAGCCAAGACUCAGCCCCCCAGGACACUGAAAGCACUGUUAAACUUGCUAUCCAGGUCACAACCAGGAACCAGCAUUGCAUCCAGUCACAGCAGUUGUUGGGCCUUCAUGCCUUGAAGAGGAGGCAGUUGAAGUUGGCAGGCUACAGGGUUGUAGAGAUUUAUCAUCAGGAAUGGCUUCACAUACUGAGGAAAAGCAGGUCUGAGAAGCUGGCAUACCUGCACUGCAAAAUCUACGACAGUCUGUAAUGAUCCUCUGUCCUCCGAGAAGCAAAGGAAAUCACAGCAAACUCGGACUGCAAUGCAAAAUACAUUUCUGACAAAAUGCGUGACAUUUCAAGACAUUCUCUUGUUAAAAUAUGAUGGAAAUUAAAAGUGUAUUCAACACAUUA